Messenger RNA from Penaeus indicus, 5011 nucleotides. Its product is annotated as mucin-2-like. The record is from RefSeq and is a predicted model, not a curated record. The transcript is spliced from 4 exons. The annotation marks the transcript as partial. Lineage: Eukaryota; Metazoa; Arthropoda; Malacostraca; Decapoda; Penaeidae.
ACAAAUAGAAGCCAUGCGUCCAAAAGCGAGAUGGGGAACCGCCAUAUUUUUAACCCUGUUAGUGCUUGCAGGGACCCACGGGGCCUACGCACAGUCUGAUGAGAUGUCAGAAGAACAACUCUUGGAAAGAAUCCAGACGGUCCUGGAGAAAAUCAGCGAAUCCCUCGACGAACUCAUGAAUGCAGUUCAGCCCACAACUACUGCUAGUCCUCCCACUACUAGUUUGGCCUCCACUGUUGUAACGUCGACAGACUCUGGUACCAGUGGUAGUUCAGAUCCAGAAGCUACUACCACCAUUUCUCCGACCACUUCUUCAUCCACCAUUAGCUCUUCUGCUGGCACAACCACUUCCCCGUCCACCACUAGUACUUCUACUAUCACAACCGCUUCCCCGACCACUACUAGCACAACCACUUCCUCGACCACUAUUAGCACAACCACUUCCCCGACCACUGCUAGCACAACCACUUCCCCGACCACUACUAGCACUUCUACUAGCACAACCACUUCCCCGACCACUACUAGCACUUCUACUAGCACAACCACUUCCCCGACCACUACUAGCACAACCACUUCCCCGACCACUACUAGCACUUCCACUAGCACAACCACUUCCCCGACCACUACUAGCACAACCACUUCCCCGACCACUAUUAGCACUUCUACUAGCACAACCACUUACCCGACCACUGCUAGCACAACCACUUCCCCGACCACUGCUAGCACAACCACUUCCCCGACCACUACUAGCACAACCACUUCCCCGACCACUACUAGCACAACCACUUCCCCGACCACUUCUAGCACAACCACUUCCCCGACCACUACUAGCACUUCUACUAGCACAACCACUUCCCCGUCCACCACUAGCACUUCUACUAGCACGACCACUUCCCCGACCACUACUAGCACUUCUACUAGCACAACCGCUUCCCCGACCACUACUAGCACUUCUAUUAGUACAACCACUUCCCCGUCCACCACUAGUACUUCUACUAGCACAACCACUUCCCCGUCCACCACUAGUACUUCUACUAGCACAACCACUUCCCCGUCCACUACUAGCACAACAACUUCCCCGACCACUACUAGCACAACCACUUCCCCGACCACAACUAGCACUUCCACUAGCACAACCACUUCCCCGACCACUACUAGCACAACCACUUCCCCGACCACUACUAGCACUUCAACUAGCACAACCACUUCCCCGACCACUACUAGCACUUCCACUAGCACAACCACUUCCCCGACCACUACUAGCACUUCCACUAGCACAACCACUUCCCCGACCACUACUAGCACAACCACUUCCCCGACCACUACUAGCACUUCCACUAGCACAACCACUUCCCCGACCACUACUAGCACUUCCACUAGCACAACCACUUCCCCGACCACUACUAGCACAACCACUUCCCCGACCACUACUAGCACUUCAACUAGCACAACCACUUCCCCGACCACUACUAGCACUUCCACUAGCACAACCACUUCCCCGACCACUACUAGCACUUCCACUAGCACAACCACUUCCCCGACCACUACUAGCACAACCACUUCCCCGUCCACCACUAGCACAACUACUUCCCCGACCACUACUAGCACAACCACUUUCCCGACCACUACUAGCACUUCCACUAGCACAACCACUUCCCCGACCACUACUAGCACUUCCACUAGCACAACCACUUCCCCGACCACUACUAGCACUUCCACUAGCACAACCACUUCCCCGACCACUACUAGCACUUCCACUAGCACAACCACUUCCCCGACCACUACUAGCACUUCCACUAGCACAACCACUUCCCCGACCACUACUAGCACAACCACUUCCCCGUCCACCACUAGCACAACCACUUCCCCGGCCACUACUAGCACAACCACUUCCCCGUCCACUACUAGCACUUCUACUAGCUCAACAUCAGUGUCCAAAGCCUCCUUCUACCGCCUAGCAGCUGACCGCCAGACGUCCGACCUCUGCACGCCGACGGCCGACUCGGAUGACCUCUGCCAGCGCCUCCAGACCGUCCUCGCGAGCAUCGAGUACUCCACGACGGAGAUCGCUGACGGCACAGUGACUCAGCAGAUCCUUGGGAGUCUUGAGGAGGAUUCCCAAACGCUGGAUGUUGUGGUCGAGGAUGUUAAGGAGGAUGACGAUUUCGAGUUUAACGAGGCCGCUCUGGUUGAUAAGAUCGAAGAGGUCAAGAUGGCCACAGACGAAGCCCAUAAAUACACAGAAGAAAAGCUAAAUGACAUACAAAACGAUUACACCCUCGUGAUUGUGUUAAGUGUCCUGGGUUCCCUUGUGGUUCUCAGCCUGCUUAUCGCCACGGGCUUCGUUCUGCACCGAAGGACGCGUAUGAAGAAGACAUAUAAUCAGGUAAUUGGCGAAGAGGUACCUGUACAGAAUUUCCUAGUCAGUGGCCAAGAUAACGAUGGUUACCAGCACGAUGAGCCUAGAGCACGCCCGCCGUCCACUGUCCCCCGCCCACGCACCCAUCGAGAUGAGAAGGAUAUCUCCACGCCUUACAAGGACCCCCGCGCUGAAUCCUCCCGCCCCGCCCACGCAAAUCCGCACAGGCAACGCCCAUACCCCAGCGAGAGGCCAAACACUAGUCUCGACAGGCAUUCCCAUUACCCACCCUCCUACGCCGCUUCCGAAACAAGCCUGGACAGAAACGCACGCCGCCCUCACACCAGCCCGGACCGCCCUUACACCAGCCCGGACCGCCCUUACACCAGCCCGGACCGCCCUUACACCAGCCCUGACAAGUACGGCCGCCAGCCCCCUGUUCACAGAGGGUACGACUCGAGUCUUGACAGGUACGGGAGGCGGAAGAACGACACCGUGAGAAGAGACGAAGACAGGUACGACCCUUACUCACUCGACCGCCCUGGUGUCCAGAAGAAGAUUUACGUGGGAAAACUGCGGAGAAUUGAACCUUGAUGCAUGCAAAUAAAAUCGCUGUUUUAAAAAAGAAAUGUACAACGUAUUUGUAAUAAUUAUAGGAUAUGUAUGAAUUCCUUCAUCAUAACUAUUAUAUUUGUCUAGUUUAUGCACAUGUAUAAUAUACACAUAAACUGUAUUUAUAUAUAUAUUUUUUAGAGUGAGUGUAUAUGUAGAUAUAUAUCGUGUUUAUAAAUACAUGUGUUAGCUGAAAAAAAAUGUUCGCAUUGUGUAGGCGGACAAACAUGUAUUUCCCAAGAAGAACAUUUUUAUUUGAAUGGAUUUGAUAUUGCUUUAUAAUAAAUGAUCAGUGACAAAAAAGGAAACGUCCUCAUUAGAUCCACGUCAUUUCUAUCUCGUGUUAUAUUAGCAGGUAGAGGAAUUUUGUUCAUGGAAUAUCAAGGUUGCCAUUGUGAUAAAAGUACACAUUGUAUCCUUACAUAGUGAUACAGUAAUAGAGUAGAUAUGUAUUGUAUCUAAUCAAACGUAUAUACAUUGAUAGAAACAAAAACAAUAAAUGUGAUAUAUCUAUAUAGAGUUGUAAGCAUGAUUAGAAAAUUAAAGAUUUUGUUUCUGCUGUUGCGUAUAGAGACAGACAGACGUGUUUUUCGUUGGAAAAAAAGUUAAAUUUCUUAUACAAUACGCGUCUGACUCUAAAUAUAAAAGUCUUGUCUUCAAAUUGGUGUCAAGAGCAUGUAUUAUUAUGAAAGUUUCUCAUCAUGACAAAUAACUGUUCUACAGAGAGUUUUUUUUUCUACCAGACCAGUAAAUUCCUUGUCUAUACGCUUUCACAUUCUAGUAAUUCUACAUUUCUAAAAGACUUAUGAGUCGAGUGUCAUGAGGGGUAUUGCCCUAUUUUGACACAGGUGAAAUGCUUUGAUUAUUCCUUUGAUUUUUAUCCAAAAAUGAUUCAAAUCUGCAGAUAUAUUGACAAAUAUAUAGAUUAUAUUUUGAUGUACCAAAUAUAUGAUUCUACAUAUCAUUUGAAUAUUUUCAAAGAUACACAAUUAAAAUGUUCAAUCCACUUUAUUUUUUGUCAUUCACUCCACCAAGUUUUUGCAUGGGCCUUUCUAGAUAGCACCUUAAUUAUCUUUAAUGAUUGGUAGAGUAUCAUGUUUAACUUUUGCAAUAAUAACAAUAGUAAUAAUAAUAAAUGUUCGAGGUCACAUACUUUAGUACCUUCAUAAGUGUAUAGUUUGUGCUUAGGAGCUAGUACUAUCACCAAUGAUUACAUAAAUAUAUAUAUCAACAAAAGACAAAUAUUCUUACACAAGAAUUAACCAUAUUACGAACACAAACCAAAGAGGAAAGAGGAAUUCCUAAUUUUCAAACUUGAAUAAUGUGUUAGUAGAUUAAGUUAUUCGUAAUGGAGUUGUGAUGGAGGUCUUUUUACACUCGUCCUUCUCUGCUUUGUAAAUACCUAAUGUAUUCUGAAGUCAGAUGCUUUUGAAGAGCCAGGAAAGAAUUAUGCAUCUACUUUUUUUCAUCCCUUCUCGGUGUCACAGUAAAUCUCAAUAAAGAUAAGUAUUUCAGUUGAAAAUCCGAUGAAAGUUGCUACAUAGGUUAUAGGCUCGAGUGAUUCGAGUUUUCGAGGCCAGUGAAGGUUGGCUUUCGGUAAAUGCUUCAAUGGAAGAUGCCAUUGUUAUAAGUAAAUAGCGUGUUUUCUUGCAUCUCUCAGGUAUACUUGAUGCCUGGGUGUUUCAAGCUGAGACAUGUCAUAAAAUCUUUCUCAGUAAUAAGAGAACACUCCCAACUUCACUCACACCCUUUCUAUAACACAUUUCGGUAUUCUAUCCUCCCACACAGACCUUAUCAUCUCAGAAUCCUGGCUUAUACAGUAGAACCAAACCUGAACUAAACAAUACAUCCACCGCAACCAUCUUAUUCACCCUCCAUCUCAAGCAACAUCCACUUUGGUUAGUUUACCAUACUGGCGGUUAUAAACUUUAUAUAUGUUAUUCUAUUCCAUCAAUAUGCUUAUAUUGUAUGAUUACAUUAUAUGUUUUCAUUUGCAUGUGUCUAUGUAUAUAUUGUUCCUCUUUGCCUUUGCCAGUACAC